GUAGUCAGUUUGUGACAAUUAAGAGUUCACUUCCGGGUCACGCACCUGACUGGUAGUCAACAAAACCAGGUCAAUCACUUGCAAGAUCUUCUUGAAUUUUAGUUAUUAACUUAAUUAGUUUUUUGCACCAAAUGUUUAUGACACCUGCAAUGAUUUAGCAGAUUUCGACACUGAAUUUUGGAAUCGAAGACGAGCAUGUCUAUAAACAGGGUACGUGUGCGCAGUGAUGACAUGGUGAAUGUUGGACCUGGUCGUGAUGAUGCAGCGAAAUAUGUGGGACAAGUUUUGUAUCAGGGUGGACAUCUACCGGUAGAAAAUGUAAACAAUAGCAGUGCACUAAACAAUGGCAAUAUGGAAAAUGAAGAUCUUUGGACCCCAAAUUCCGGGAAAAUAUCAGCAGUUCGACGGACAUUUCUUCUAUUAACAGUUUUUGAUGUUGGUCUCAGUUUUAUACUCUGGGUUAUAUAUACACAGUUAUUAGGCAAUGGAACUGGUUGGGAUAGUUUUAGUCGACAAGUUGUUAAUUAUACAUUUAAAGAGUCUCUUUUUGAUACUGUUAUGUUAUCAUUCAUACGUUUUACCUUGCUCAAUUUAGCUUAUGCGUUAUUUCGUCUACGACACUGGUGGACAGUAGCGUUGACUACAUUAAUGACCAGUGUAUUUUUGAUAGUAAAAAUAUUUUUAUUUGAAUUUACCUCAUAUGCAAGUUCUAAAAAUCCGCUAAGUUACUGUCUGUUGAUUAUAUCGUUUGUUCUGGCGUGGGUGGAGACAUGGUUUCUGGAUUUUAAAGUUUUACCUCAAGAAAAAAAAGAUCUAGAGAGGCGGCGUGCAUAUAGAGGAAUAGUAUCUAAUGAUGAACGAGCUCCGUUGCUAGGUAAUAAUAGAUUGGGUCGGCAGACACCUGGUGGUGAAGAAUAUUAUUCACCUUUAGAAAGUGCUGAAGGUUCUGGUGAUGAAGACACUAUAAGUAAUAGAGACAGGUUUUAUAGUGAUGCAUCUAGAAGUACCAGUAGACCACAUAGUACUACAAGUUUAGAUAAGAUCCCUGAUUAUGUGGCGUUAGGAGAAAAAGGUUGGAAUAUUUUAUGGAGUAUGGUGUCAUCUGAGGAUGAUGAAUGGACAUUAGAUGCUGGUCGUGAUAUGAUUGAAGGCUGUAUUUAUCAAAAAAAUGUUGAGGGAAUAGGAAAAUUAUUUAAAUUACAAGUAUAUUUAGAUAUAGAUCCUGAAGAUUUAUGGAAUGAUUUAGUACAUAAUUGUAUUGCGACUCCAGAAUGGAAUCCAACAGUACUAGAAAUAAAGGUUUUAUGUGUAAUAGAUGAUGAAACUGAUAUAUGCUAUAGUGUUGCUGCUGAAGGUGGUGGUGGAUUAGUUUCCAGUCGUGAUUUCGUCACAAUCCGUCGAUAUGGUUGUAAGGAAGGGAUAUGGAUGUCAGCCGGGUUCCCUACCACACAUCCUGAUAUGCCUCCACAGAAAAAAUAUGUUAGAGGUGAGAAUUUACCUGGAGGUUGGGUGUUCAAGCCUACUAAUAAACCAGAUCAGUGUUUAUUUGUUUGGUUUGUUAAUACAAAUUUAAAGGGCUGGUUACCGCAGAAGCUAGUCGAUCAAACUUUAUCGGGCGUUUUGUUAGAAUAUGUCACAUACCUUAAACGGCGGGUCAAAACACUUAAACAGGAACGAGUUUGAAUUCAUUACUUUCAUCUAUUUCAAUUUGUCGGAUGCAUCGCAAUUCCUCAAGAACAAAAGACUAAGGGGAGCAAACUCUUAUACAGUGCUGGCUUCUGUGUUGUUGAAGAUUUCAAAUAUUUUUGUUCAUGUUGAACACAGUUAAUUAUGACAUUACGUACCCCAUUGUGUGCUUUAAUUUUUGUCCAGACUUUAUUUAUGAUGUGUUAAAGAGAGGGAAAUGGGGUUAACGUCCACUUGGCACUAACUAGGUCAUUUCGUCACAAACAUAUGGUUCAAUUUUUAUUUCAAUAAGACUGGAGAACCAUGAGCUUGGGCAGAUGACCCUACUCCUUGUCAUGUACAAGCAGGGAAUCGAAACCACACCACUUGACUCAAUUACAGACCUCAUGAUCCAAAGUGCACCCAACCCCCCAUGUGUAAAAGAAAUUCGUUGUGAUUUACGAAAUGCAGCUUUCUCUUUUAUGGCAAAAUAUCUUGAAAAGUAAUUAUUUAAAAAAACAAAUACAAGCGUACUAUAUGGGGCCCAGGAAACGAACUUGAUGUCAUCGCAGCCAUCUUGGACUAUUAAAAAUCAAAGUUUGUCAAUCAGUGUGCAAUUUGUCCAAUGAACAAGCAUGCUCAGUUUCAUGUCAUAAUGUCAAUCAUACUGUAAUGGACGAGCCUUAGGAUUUUUUCGAAGAGGGUCACUCUCAAGAAGAAAACCCAAGUUGAGUUGCACUUGGAGCUCAGGUUGAACAACUGUUAAUUAUGACAUUACAGACCCCAGUGUGUGCUUGGAUUUUUGUCAGACUUUAUUUGUUGUGAUUUUCAAAAUGCAGCUUUCUCUUUUAUGGUAAAAUAUCUUGAAUAAAAUAAAAUUAUGGACAUACUAUGUGGACCAGGAAACUAGCAUGCCCAGUUUCAUGUUUAUCGAAGAGAGUCGCCCUCAAAGAACAAGAAGAACAUGAGUAGUGCUUGGGGCUGAGUCCCUGGUCAACAACAUUGUGUAACACAUUCAUCAUGAGUAGAACUGCUUGGGGCGGAGUCCCUGGUCCAAAAACAACAUUGUGUAAUACAUUGAUCAUGAGAAAAGAGUAAUUCACAUUAUUAAAGAUGUGUUUGUCUGUGGAUUAUUGUAACAUUAGUUGUAGAUAAUUGUUUGUGAUGAAAAAAAAAAUGAAAGUAGUAGUGAGUUAUAGAGAAUUUGGAAUAUAGUUAACCCGACGAACACAUUUAUCAUCCUCGAGAUUGUGCCUAGAUUUUAUAACAACAUCCUUUUGGGAUCAGUUUAUUGGCAGCACAAGGACCAGAGGGUUAAUCCUAUGGACCAUGAAGAUCCUUAGACAUUGUGCCUAGAUUUUAUGACAAAAUCUUUUUGGGAUGAGUAAAUGUCUGAUGGAUGUCAAGAUGAUGAUAAUAAUAUAUCCACAAAAUGUGCUCGUGGUUCAUCAGACACUACAUGUUGUGUCUAAUGAUAAUAUAAUUGAAAUAUGCCUAGAUUUCAUAACAAUGUUUUGGAAUUAGUAUCAGCAGAAGGACGAGAGAGUUGAUGGAUGUAUACAGGUCACAAUUCUAUAGAAUACAAUUACUGCUUAUAACUGAGCGACGU
Patella vulgata (common limpet) is the source of this 3274-nucleotide messenger RNA. RefSeq names its product stAR-related lipid transfer protein 3. Bases 196 to 1683 code for a protein of 495 amino acids. Gene Ontology annotation, molecular function: lipid binding. The record is from RefSeq and is a predicted model, not a curated record. Lineage: Eukaryota; Metazoa; Mollusca; Gastropoda; Patellidae. The transcript is spliced from 14 exons.